Molecule: messenger RNA, 7208 nt
Organism: Lytechinus pictus (painted urchin)
Lineage: Eukaryota; Metazoa; Echinodermata; Echinoidea; Temnopleuroida; Toxopneustidae
Exons: 10
Coding region: 1-1515 (504 amino acids)
Molecular function (GO): oxidoreductase activity, acting on the CH-OH group of donors, NAD or NADP as acceptor
Source: RefSeq, a predicted model, not a curated record
AUGCUUUGUGAAAGUUCAGGAGUUUUGGUGACGGGUGCAUCAGGCUACAUUGCGUCUCACAUAGUACAGCAGUUGCUGGAGAGGGACUAUGCAGUGCGAGGCACAGUAAGGAGCCUGGGGAAUGAGGCUAGGAUCCAGCAUCUGAAGGAGCUAUGCCCUGAUGCAACCCAUAAGCUGGAGCUAGUGGAGGCAGACCUGGAGAAUGAGGAGUCAUGGAAGAGUGCUGUAGAUGGCUGUUCCUAUGUCCUUCAUACAGCGAGCCCAUUCCCCCUAGCCAUCCCAAACAACGAGAAUGAUGUCAUCAACCCAGCAGUAGAGGGCGUCACUAACGUGCUCAAGGCGGUUGCAGCCAACGGGAAAGUCAAACGAGUGGUGGUGACAAGCGCGGGAUUGGCUAUCUGUGGUAAUCUAUCAAACAAGGAAUACAGUGAGAAGGAUUGGCCAGAUAAUGUUGAUGGUUUGCUCCCCUAUCCAAAGAGUAAAACACUUGCAGAGAAAGCAGCCUGGGACUUUGUAGAAAAUCUUAAAGAUGAGGAGAAGUUUGAGCUUGUUGUGGUGCAUCCUGUCGGCGUUGUUGGCCCCAUUCUAAGCCGGAAUGCAUCAACUAGUACAGAGGUCAUCAAGAGACUUCUUCUCAGGAACCCGUUCCUCCUACCCAAGGUCAACCUUCCUCUAGUAGAUGUCCGUGAUGUCGCAGCAGGUCACAUCGCAGCAAUGAAAUGCCCCGAAGCAGCUGGUAACAGACAUAUUUUAUGCGGUGGAAACAUGUGGUGGAACGAAAUGGGAUCAGUAUUAAGAGCAGAGUUCAAAUCACAAGGUUACAAUGUUCCUACCAUGUUAUCACCAAAGAUCUUCAUCCGCAUGGCAAGUCCGUUCAUGAAAGAGACAAAGAUGAUUCUCCCAAUUUGGAAUAAAGUCUCUAAAUUUGAUAACACAAGGAUGGUAGAGGUCUUGAAGAUCCAACCUAGAGAUCUGAAGGCAUCUUUGAUAGACAUGGCUUACAGCUUGAUUGAAGCUGGUAUCGUCAAAAAGACUCCCAAAUACAGAGGCCCAGGAGGGGUGGAGCCUGUUGCUAAUGGUGAUGGGGAAGUCCCUGCUGUUGCGGCCAAUGGUCCAACCACAGAGGGGGAGAGUAAACCAGAGGAGACCAAAACAGAAGAGAAAACAGAUGAGAAAGAAGAAGGAGCAAAGGAAGAACCCAAGUCAGAAGAACCAGCAGCGAAUGCCGCCGCCACCGACAGUACACCGGCAGAGAAGACCGAAGAUAAACCAGCUGAUGAGGAAUCAACACCGGCUGAAACACCAGCAGAAGCACCUGCUAAAACACCCGCAGAAACCUCAACAGAGGCACCAGCAGAGACUAAAGAAGAAACACCGGUAGAGGCACCGACAGAGACGCCGGCUGAAGACAAUGAAAAGGCACCUGAGACUCUAGCAGAGAAGACAGAAGAUACUAAGCCAGCAGCUGAGGAGAACAAAGAGGAUAAGAAGGACGAGACUGAGGCAACCGAAUAAACACAGAGGGAUGAAUUCCAGCACCAAUAAAGAAAUGGAUUUUAUGAAACCUCACAUCAUCAUCAAUCGAUGAUAUCGCUCAUCUUGUAUAUUUCUUCAUUUUCAUCGACUCUCGCCUGUCAGAUCAAAUCAUUCUGCAAAGAACAAAGUGUUUGUGAAUUUAGAUUUAAAUCACACAUUCAAAACAAUUCCUUAUAUGUCAUUCAGGGUGGAAAUUUUCAUAUUAUAAUAAUAAUAAUAAAGUCAUAUUCUACCCAGGGAAGCCCUGCUUAACAUGAUGUUAUUAUUACCCUGGCUUUAGCAAGGCUACCUUGAUAUUGGCCCAUCGGAUCAAAUUACUUCGCAAAGAACAAAGUGUUUGCGAAUUGAAAUAUUAAAUCUUCAAGACAAUUUCUUCUUUGCAAGUUAAGGCUGAAAAUAUAAUAAUUCCAGCAUCAUUGUGGUCCCAUCGCAUUUUUAUCUUGCCUGGAAUAUUAUAAGCCCACUAAAUCGUUGACUAUCAGUUUUACAUAUUUGUAAUCAGAGCUAUUAGGCACAUUUGAAUGUAUUAAUCAAUGGAAUGUAAUUGUAUCUCUUUUAUAUAUACAUGUAUGUAUAUAAAAAAAAGGAGAAAAUUAAGAAAAACACACAGAUAUUUUUAAGACUAGUGGACUCCCUUGAUAAAGAGUUCAUUUAUACCACUGAUCCUUGACCUCCAAUUGUUGUUGUUUUCUUUUUAAUGAUUAUUGCACAUCUUUGAAAGUGGAUCAUCAGAGAUUUAGGGCACUUUGAUACACCUGCAAGGCUGUUUUCCCGUAAUACAAUAUUUCAUAUUGAACUAUUUGUUUGCAGGUACUUUAUAUGUAGUACGUAUUUACAAUGGUUGACUUCUAAAUUACACAUAAUGGUGCUUCUAUUUCAGCGUUAAAAGGAAUUCUGACUUUUUGCAACAUAUUUUCAGCAAUUGAAAACAGCUGGACCCUGUUGCAUGAAAGUUUCUGACUUGGAGACCUUGUCAUCCAAUGAUAACUAGGCCUACCAUAGUGAUCAUGCCAAUCAGCCAAUCAAAAUCAAGGAUUCCAUUACCGUUUGAUAGAAAAACUACCAUGAUACUAACCUUUAUGAACAGUCUCAUGUUUCAAAAGUGCCCAUUUCUUAAUAAGUUUUGUACUUUUUCAUCAUUUCCAAGUGGCAUUCCUUAUAGAUGACUCCACCGUUUCUUCAAACUGACCAAUUUAGCAAGUCACUUUUGAGUUCCCUAGAUUCCAUGUUUCAUAUAUUAUCUUGGAAGAUAUCUGAGACCAAUGUUAUUUCCUUAUAUUCUGUUUCAUUGAUGAACUUCAAAUGUAUCGUUUAUGAUUUAAUUCCAUAUGUAUUUUGCAUUUUCAGAUUAAAUUCAUAACCUUUAUAUUUAUAUUUAUUAUUGCUAAGAUAUGAGACCAAUUAAUUAUUGUAUUUCUACUUUGAAUAUACUUGAAUUUCAAAAUGAUCAGUUAGAUCAUUCACUGAUUUAAAGAUGUUUGGCUUCCAUUUUCUGUGUUGAUGUUGUUUUGUUCUCAGUUUCUUUCAAGCAUUUUACAAAGCAUCUAACAUAAUACUUGGAUUCUCAGUUCAAUAAUCAUUUCUUGCCUUUGUGAUAAGACUUUAGUACCGUACUCCAGCCCAUUUCAUGAAACAUCUUUUUAAUGACUUUCACUGGCAUAUUUUGCUCUCAGCCAAUCAUAUGCAAGGAUUUCAAUAGCUUAUAACAUAUUUCAUUGUGAAAACCACUGCAUUAUGAGUUCUCUUUUGAUUCCCAUCAGACUUUUACAAGGGAUUAUUCAUGAAGUGAUUUGUAAAUAGUUUUCAAUGAUGAUUUGUUGUAAGCUACUGAAACUCUUGCAUCUGAUUGGUGGAGAGCAAGUCAGUAUGAAAAAAUUGCAGACAAGGUGCCUCGUGAACCGGUCCCCUGCCUUUCACAGGACAGAUUUAAGAGAAGUUCUAAUGUUGCUGUUUUACUUAUAAACGUUUUAAUACUAUAAAAAACAACCCAAAACAUAGGGUACUAAAAUGAACAAAAUGUUGAAAUUAACAAGUAUUUUCAUUUCUUAUGGUGAUUCAAUAUUCAGAUGGGAAUACAUUUUUUCUUGUUAUUAAUUUUAGACGUCCAUUUUUAACUGUUACCUGCUGCACUUCAGCAUUUCAAAUUUGAUUAUAUUUUGCAUUGACUGUACUGCUUCAUAAAUGUAAAUUGAAGUUAUCGAGGAGCUCCUUAUCAUUCAGUAAUAAGAUCGCUGUAUCUAUUUCUAUAUCCAAUUAUACAUUGUUCUUUUAUUAUUUGUAUUGACAUUCAUAUGAGUAUUUAAGUAUUAUUUAUGUUUGCGUAUUAAACAAGUUCAGUCUUGUGUUUUAUUAAAUAACUAUUCAGUACAAGGUAUUUAUUAUUGUUUUGUAUUCACAAUAUUUUGCAUAAUCAUGGAUAUAAAUUGAUAUGGCUUGUAAUGUAUGUAUUUGUUCAUAUUAUUUUAUGCUCCCUACUUGGCGCUGGUUUCUCUUAUUUAAUGAUUUUAUUUCUGAAAUUGCUUAAAAUGGGACUUGCCUUAAUAUGUGUUCCAGUUGAUAAGUUUGAAAGUAUUAUGAUAUUUUGAGUACUGGUAUCUUUAUUUUGCUACAUCUAAAAUGAUGAUGAAAUACAUCUCAUUUUUAAACUUUAUGCAUUUUAGAUCUUUAGAAAUAAGUUCGUUUGUAUUUGUUAAAGCUAAUUUGGAAACAACUAUGAAAGAGGUGUCAUGGCAAAUAUUGCAUUUAGUAUAAUUUUUAAACAAUAUUAAUAUACAUCUGAAUAAUGGAUAUAGUCUUGGAAUGAAGAUUUGAUUUUAAUGAAUUAGGACUAUAAAGUUUGAAAACAAUUUUGAUAAUUUAUUGAUAAUCAUGAGCAUUGGUUCAACCAGUAACUUUUCACUCUUUUCUUGAAAUGAUGUAAAGAUAGUGUGUUAUGUAAAUAUGCUUGAUAAUGUGCUCCAUGCUUUCGAUGUGCUACACGUUUUUAAGCAAACAGGGAAAAUUAUUAUGUGCAAACAAAACACUGACAGUAUUUGAAUAUGCUCUAUGCAUCAUCUUUCUUUAACCCAUCUUGCCUUUUUUAUGCUAUUGUGUCUUGUAAUAUGGUCAGUAAAACAAUGAUGUUUCAACAUUGCAAAUGCCCAUGUACAUGUCGUAUCUAAUUACAGCUAGCGUCAUUCCAUGUCCACACUGCGAUAGAACUUUCCGGGCGCAGAUUGGCCUGACCAGUCAUCUGCGCACCCAUAGAACUCACCCAUGCAAUCCAAGGACGGCUAGACGGUCCUUGACGUUCCCGGCGGACGAACAACAGUGAAGGAUAAGGAGAGAGGGAAUUUCUUGUCUUAUUUGCUGAAGGACUUAACAAAAUUAAUGGCAUUGCAAUCUUGUUUUAUAGUAUUAUGUAUUUCAAAUGAAAACAGAAAAUAAGAUAUCAAAAGUAAAUGAAUGGGGAAUGUUUGAAAUGAAUUGGGGAGGGGAGGGCGCUUCCACUUUUCAAUUAAAUUUGUAUAUUAUUAAACAUAAAAAUGAAAGUGAACAACUGAUGGUGAUUUUUGGUCAGCCACCCCCCCCCCCCCCCCCAUUUAAAACUGUUGUGUCGCCCCUACAACUUGGUGCAAUAUGAGCUACAUAACCUGACAACUGCUUUUUAUCAUUAAGACGGAUUUGAGGAAGAGAAAGAGAAGACAGAGUUUGGAGUUGAAUGAUUUCAAUUUAAAAAAUUUCACUAUAGCAUGAGGUGGCAAGACCUAUUGAAACUCAGUGGUCUUAAGAGAGAGAGGAAAAAAAACAGUCUCACAAACAUUUCUGCAUCCUGUUAUUGGUUGAUAAUUAUCAGGAAGUUAAUUUGGCAAAUAAGACAGUUUUGUGAAUUUUGAUUUUUUUAAAGACUAAACAACCAAGUUUGGCUCCUAACAGAUAACCCUCCCUGGUUAUUUAUGAAUAGGAAGCAGGUCAGGGUUAGAUUCUUUAGAUUCUUUCCAUUUGGUAUUGGUAAUUAUGGACCAAUUCUAGGGGGUGCAGAACAGUUUUAAGAGGAGGCGGGUGGGGGUGACCAUGGCCCCCGCUCCCCCCAAAAAAAAUAAAAAUAAAAAAUAAAAAAUCAGAGACCAUCCAGUUUUUAUACUCUUGUACACAUUUAAUUAAAAAGCCUCCCCCCAUGCUGUGGCCCCUAACAUUAAUAUAAUGUGGGUUUUUUUUAACAGAUGGAUGUAAAUUAAUGCUAUUUCAUCUCUGGCUGUAUAUUACAUAAAAAUAUGCUGCAGUACUUUAAUAGAAAAAUAAGAGUAAGUGAUUGACACUUAUCCCAUAGUCGUAGAUGGAGACUAAAGUUAGACAAAUCAUAAUUUAAUUGCUUGAUAGACUAGUUUCUGAUCUUAGGAAUAGUUUUCUCUCAGAAUAAAGUUCUAAAAUUUAGGACAGACAUAACUAAAAUGUUUUUUUUUAAUAGUGAGCAGUAAGAAGAUCAUAUGAUUAAGGAAAAAAAGUAAUAGUUAUCAACAUGUUUUAAUGUGGAUUGCUCAUCUGUGUAUAUGAAUUAUCUGAACACCUUUUUUCCCAAUUUUAUGCAAAUUCAUGCAGCAAUCUGCUUACUAGUCUUAUCUUAUUGUAUGUAGAUAUUGCAUCAUGAAUUAGUGCACCAUAUUUGAUAAUCAUAAAAAGUUGUUCAUGAAGUGUACAUACUUGUAUGCAAUUUCAAUCACUGGCAUUUUAUCAUGCUUGUUAGACUCAUACUAUCGAGAUAUUCUGAUUCAUGAAACCUUAUACAAAAAAAUAUCAAGCAUGUUCAUAGAGCCUGCCUAUCUUCUAUAGGCUUAUGUACACUACAUCACACGUUAGAACAAUAAAACAGACUUGCAAUUCUCUGUUUACAUAACACCCUUGUCAGAUAGUAUUUGAAGAAAAAAAAAGAAACUCUUUUGACAGAUCAUUUUCUGUAUUAUUCAUUUAUGAUUCACAUCAUGUGAUAUUGGUAUUGUGAUCAUUCAACAUCAAUUGUGUUUGAAGAAGAGAGAAUUGUACCGUCGUACAAUUGUACAAUUGUACAUGUAGGAAAGUAUUGAAUUGAUCAAUGUUGAUAUGCUAUUGUACUGAAUCUAAACAUUGAUGCAUCAUUUAGCCCAAAUUAUCCUGUUAAAUGAGUAUGUUGCAUGUAGAUCACUAUGAGUUGGCAUAUGUUUUGAAGUUCACCCUACUCUGGUUGGGGAUAUAAUCUGUAGAUUUUGUUGAUAAUAUAGUCUGGCUGUAGUGUAUUUCAAACUAAACUGUAGUACAUGUAGAAUAAUAGGAAAUCAACAUUUGCUUAUACUGUAUGUGUAUGGAUGCUCUCAUUAUAUCUGCACGGUUAAUUCUAAAGUAGGCCAAGUAGAUUUAUAGGCUGAUGUAUGUGACAAUUCUUGCUCUUAUUAUUACUAUCACUAUUAGUAUUAUUAUUAAUCUAUUUAUGCUAUUUGUAUACAAAUUUGUAAUAUGUGAAUACCAUAUGGACCAACUUUUUGUAUUUUUAUAAGCCAUUGCGAUCAGCAAGGUUUUGUAUUUUUUCUUCUUGCGCAUAUCACUUGUGGGCUAAUAGGCCGAUUUGGCUGAAUUAUUUCAUUUAAUGUGUAAACCUUGUACAAUUUAUGUUUGCCUUGUUGAUUUUUAAGGAAAUUAAAAUAUUUGGCAAUACUUGCAAA